AGGCGGUUGCAACAUCACAUCCAAAGCUGCGCGUCCACAACUGCAGUCGUCUUUUAACGCAACGGCGAGCUCGGAGGAGAGACCUCUCUCCGACAUUUUAUUCCCUCCUUUUGCUGGAUUUAACACUUUUUUCCCCCCCGGGGGCUAAUCGGCACACGAUUGGGAAUAUAUACACGGUAUAUAUAGACGGCGUGUUGCGCAACGACGACGAUGACGUGUUUUUACCCCGAAAGCACCUUGUGCUAGAUGCUGCUUUGAAGUGACGAGUGCCAGGCACCACCCUAAAGAUGGAGUCCAGGGUUCCCCACCACAUCCCCGGAGUGUCGUCCUCCAUCAUAUCCCAGCCCUUGCUGGACAGCCGAGUGCCCUACGGCCGCCUGCAGCAUCCCCUCACAAUCUACGCCAUCGAUCAGAUCAAGUCCUCGCACGUGGAGAACGACUACAUCGACAGCCCGGCCGUCGUCUCCCAGCAGCCCGAGAGUCAGAAGACGGCGAGCAGAAGGACCAACUGUCCCAGCCACGAAGGGUUUGUGGGCGCCAACCACAACAACCAUCACAAUCACCAGCACCAUCACCAGGGUCGUUGUGAGCCUCACCACGACACCACCACCCACCCGUGGAUCUCUUUCAGCGGGAGGCCCAGCUCAAUCAGCAGCAGUAGCAGCACGUCGUCGGACCAGAGGCUGCUGGACCAUGCCGCGCCGAACCCAACGGUGGACCACCACCCUAACCUGCACCCCCACCAGGGCCUUGUCAACACAAUCACCACUCGAACUCCCGGCUGCUUGGCUCCCUCUGAACCUAAAGUCAUCAACUCCUCCUCCUCCUCUCCUGCUUCCUCCUGCACCUCCUCAUCUAAAUUGCUGGACCUCAAUUCUGGGAAACUUCCGGCAGGAGGCCAGCAGGGGUCGGCGCUAAUCCCGUCCUCCCCAGCUGAGAAGAAGCACCUCCUUCUCUGCGAACACUGCGGCAAGUGCCGAUGCACCGAGUGUACCCUUCCCCGGACCCUGCCCUCCUGCUGGGUGUGCAACCAGGAGUGCCUGUGCUCCGCCCAGAGCCUGGUAGACGCGGCCACCUGCAUGUGCCUGGUCAAGGGGAUCUUUUACCACUGCACGGAGGACGAGGACGACGAGGGCUCGUGCGCAGAUAAGCCCUGCUCUUGCUCGCAGGCCAACUGCUGCGCACGCUGGUCCUUCAUGGCCGCCCUCUCCGUUGUCCUGCCUUGUCUGGUGUGCUACCUGCCAGCCACCGGUCUGGCCAAACUGGGACAGAAGUGCUACGACAACGUCAGCAGGCCCGGCUGCCGCUGCAAGAACUUGCAAGGUGGCAUCCCGGUGUGUAAAAACGGAGGCGUGGAAGCGAAAGCGGGGACACUUGAGAAGCAAGGGGAGAAACAGGGGUCAUGAUACCAGAACUUUCUGUCAGGCGUUGCUAAAAAAGACAAACUGGACGGCACCACAGUACUUGCUCAAUCUCUAGGGACCUAACCAACCACAUUAAUCUGCUGGAAGAUGUAUAACAAAAAGGUACUUAUAAUAGCUUCUUGACCUGUGUUCUGAAAGUGAUUAAAACAAGCUUGACAAGAGAGAGUUGACGAGCUCUUGUAGAUGUUCUCCUCUGUUAAAGGGACCUCACCCUGGGUCUGGAGUUUGGGUUGUUUUGAGAGGACAACUGCUAGCAAAAAGUCACCUAAUUUUGUGACUAACCAUAAACUGGUCCUGUUGAUUGUGGGAUAAUAUAUAAAAUAUAUAAGUUGAACUACCGAGCUACGUAUCUAUCUACCCCUUCUUUGUCCCCAUAAGCACAGCCCCUCUGUCUGAUUAUGAACACCUAUAGUUAAAAUAUGCUAGCUUAGUAAUGCUAACUAUCCAUCUAUUGCCACAGAUCAUUUGAACAAACCCAAUAUUCCCUUAAAGAGAGACUCGGAACAUCUCAAUCUGAGGGUUGAUCCUGGAUCAGUUCCGAGGUAGUGCAUGUCAUGACCUGCAUGCUCCACCGUGCUAGAAGUUAGUCAAUGUGUCGUAGAGACGUUUCUAAACAAAAUUAGACCCAAACCUUCUCAGGGACUGUCCACUUUAGAAUCUGCUGCAUACACGGGUUGCUUGGGAAGUCGGAAAUGUUCGGGAUAUGGCCUCAAAUGGUUGAAAGCAAUGGUAAAUGAUAGAAAAAAUGGCAGACGACUGCGAUAAACUACUCAUCGAGUACAAUCGAAUCCCAGUGAAGUCGUAGGACUUUCAGUUGUCAGUGUUCUUGAAUGCAGCGGGGAAACUGCCGAAGAACCCGAUCUACUUCCUCUUCGCAAUAGGGCAAAGAAAAAAAUUGGGGCAAAAAGGCAAUAGCAAAAACUAGUUAGCCAACUUUCCGUUGGAAAACAGAGGGCGGGGUUUAAGUCUUAGGUACGUAAUCCGCCUUGAUCCCUUGCACAACUUUUUAUUUUUAGGUCAACGCUAGCCCCUAAAGAUCGUACUAAAGCACAGGAUUACGGUGGUAGGUGCGCUACUUUUAGUGUCUUCGUUGUCAUCAUCAGAGCUGCGUUUUAUUCCGAAAAGUCUUAUUUUUGUGGCUUGCAUGAGGAAUUUUUUUUUUCUGCCAAAGGAAGCGAGCUUACACUAGCAUGUAGUCGCAGUCCGAGAGGGUGAUUAUGAUGCGCUCAGGUGGUUUCUCUCCCGAAAAAAGGAACGUUAAAAAAAGCAUGCUGCCCUUUAAUACCGAAGGCCUUUUGUGUUUUUAGCUUAAACAUGGGGGUCUGUCUGUGUCGCUCCAUUUUCACCCUCAAAUUCCGCUAACAUUUGUCUUGUUGCACAAAAGCUGAUUACACACUGUCUUUAAGCCUUGAUCGAAUGUAUGUGGCAAUAUCUAAAAAAGUGGAAAAGGUGCCAAACAAACCGAAGAAGAGCGGCCAAGCUUGUAUCACCACACGAUAUAUUUAGUAAUAGAAGCUAUGCAGGUUGUUAUUUGCUGUAAAUACUUUCACUACAUUUGUGUUCUUUAGAAGAGAAAAUGUCCUUAAAAGGUUGCAUGGUACACUAUGAUAACUACGAUUAAAAGAGAAUAUAUUAGAUAUCUAUUUUUGAGAUUGAGAAUGGUGAGAGGAAGCACUUGAUUCAAAAAAAGUGCCCGGCAAUAAGAAAUAUAUUUGAAAAAGUGAACAGCUCCAAGGCUUUUUAGCAGGCUAAGCUAAUUCCCUCCAGUGUGGAUUCAAUGAGUGCACAGAGGGAACACAAUCCGCCCGUGUCCGGAUCGACCCAUUUCCUGCCGCUCUGUUUCUUUCGCUCUUGAGUGACAAACACAGCUGCCGUGCAUACAUUUGUGUCACGGCUCAAGGUUGUGUUGCCGCCUGUUUCGCCUCGUCUGCUGCCGUUUUUCCGUCUUCUUCUGCCCUUUGCAUACUUUUUACAUGUGCUUAUUGUAGCAUAAUCCUCAACAGUUCCAUUAUUGUAUUUUAUUCUCUGCAAAUGCUGUGACCCUCUACAUGCUCUCAAACGCCACUUGUGUCGCUCGCUUUUGAGCCAAUGACGCUCCUCAAUCCUUGAAGCCCAUUUUAGCUGAAUAACGCUACUCCGUUCCUUUAUGCCUUCGCAAAAGUUCUGGGGAGCGAAGAAAUCUGUGCUUUUUUGUUUGUUUUUAGAUAUACAGAAAGGAAAGGAAAAAAGCUCUCAUUUAAAAGUUUCCCUUUAUAGAUAUAUUUAUUUUGAAGUUCUAUUUUAUAUAGUAUUUAUUUAGAUUGCCAACUUUUUGUUUGUGAAGAAAGCCUAUGUUGAAAUGGAAUGUACAACGACAAUGGAAAUAUAUAUUGUUAA
Molecule: messenger RNA, 3800 nt
Organism: Entelurus aequoreus (snake pipefish)
Lineage: Eukaryota; Metazoa; Chordata; Actinopteri; Syngnathiformes; Syngnathidae
Gene: spry4
Product: sprouty homolog 4 (Drosophila)
Exons: 2
Coding region: 288-1406 (372 amino acids)
Biological process (GO): negative regulation of fibroblast growth factor receptor signaling pathway; animal organ development; negative regulation of Ras protein signal transduction
Cellular component (GO): cytosol; membrane
Source: RefSeq, a predicted model, not a curated record